GGGGCGUGGUGAAUGGUGAGGAGGGAGGGAGAGAGAGGGAGGAAGAGGGGGAGGGGGAGGGGGAGGAAGAGGGGGAGGAAGCGGGAGAGGGGGAGGGGGAGGGGGAGGAAGAGGGGGAGGAAAGAGAGGAGGGGGCAGAAGAGGAAGAUGAGGAGGACGAGGAUUAGAAGGAGGACGAGGAGGAGGAUGAUGACAUUGAGCACGCGUAUGGCAUGGAGAGUGACGAUGACAGGGAUGACGAGCGACGCUGGGCGGUGGAGAGCGAGGAUGAGGAAGACUGAGAUGAUGGUGACUUGAGAUAUCUCAGUGGAGACACUCGCGCGAUUCGAGAAGGACGUGAAGCGAACCGCCACCGGGUUCCUGACGAUAGCAACAGAGGUAGAGCACGACGGAGAGAAGACCUCGGAACCUCCAGGAAAGAUCAAGGAAUUAUUGAAGGAGUUCCAAGACAUUCUUCCUGACGAUCUUCCGAACGAGCUACCGCCAUACCGAACGCAUCAACACGAGAUCGUAGAGGAACCGGGUUCGAAGCCGAUCUUCCGAGCACCAUAUCGGCUCAGCCCUACGGAGCUGACUGACAUGAAAAAACAGAUCGAGUAUCUCCUAGCCAAAGGACUCAUCCGACCAUCCACUUCACCAUACGGUGCCCCAGUACUCUUCACACCGAAACCGGACGGAAGCCUGCGCAUGUGCAUCGACUACCGAGCUCUUAACAAGCAGACCAUCAAGAAUAAAUAUCCGAUACCGCGAAUCGAUAACCUUCUUGACCAGCUUCGGGGAGCUACGGUAUUUUCCAAAUUGGAUCUGCAAUCCGGAUACUGGCAGAUACGGAUGGCGGACAACUCUAUCCACAAAACUGCUUUCCGAACUCGGUAUGGAUCGUACGAGUAUUUGGUAAUGCCGUUCGGACUCACCAACGCACCGGCAACAUUCCAAGCCGAAAUGAACCACAUUCUACGACCACUUUUGGACGAGUGCGUGGUGGUGUACCUAGACGACAUACUCAUCUACUCGCGCGACAUGAAGCAGCAUGUCGAACACCUGCGACGCGUCUUCGAAAUUCUUCGACGAGAAUGAUUCUACGUCAAACUGUCCAA
This is a messenger RNA of Closterium sp. NIES-67, 1097 nucleotides long. NCBI's taxonomy places the organism in Eukaryota, Viridiplantae, Streptophyta, Zygnematophyceae, Desmidiales, Closteriaceae. The record is from the annotation of a GenBank genome assembly.